Rana temporaria (common frog) is the source of this 3168-nucleotide messenger RNA. It is a transcript of the gene H6PD, whose product is annotated as hexose-6-phosphate dehydrogenase/glucose 1-dehydrogenase. The record is from RefSeq and is a predicted model, not a curated record. The transcript is spliced from 5 exons. The coding region runs from base 198 to 2570 and encodes 790 amino acids. Lineage: Eukaryota; Metazoa; Chordata; Amphibia; Anura; Ranidae. Gene Ontology annotation, cellular component: endoplasmic reticulum. Gene Ontology annotation, biological process: pentose-phosphate shunt, oxidative branch; glucose metabolic process; pentose-phosphate shunt. Gene Ontology annotation, molecular function: NADP binding; 6-phosphogluconolactonase activity; glucose-6-phosphate dehydrogenase activity.
GGAAUAUCUAAACUCUCACUGCCAGGAAAAGGUUUUCUGUGUGAUCCUUGCACAACAAUUUUCUUGUGUAAUCAUUAACAGGGGAGGGAUCAUUGACCUACCAGUCUUGUAGGUUCACUGCUGCCUGCUUAUUGCACCAGCCUUGUGCACAGACAGAGCUCUGCAGGGGGAACCUGGGCAGCCCUUUGCAAAAAGCCAUGAUGCAGUGGAGGACUCUGUGUUGCAUACUCCUGGUUGGCGCAGUUGCUGUCACCUGCAAAGAAAAAGGACACGUAUCUGUUAUUCUUCUUGGGGCUACUGGAGACUUGGCUAAAAAAUACCUCUGGCAGGGACUCUUCCAGCUCUAUCUGAAUGAAGUCCCAAGGGGCCACACCUUCAGUUUUCAUGGAGCUGCACUGACUCCUCCAGAAAAAGCAGAGGCGAUAAUGUUCAAUUCACUCAAGUCUCUGAGCUGUCCAGCCGAUGUUGAAGCCGACAGGUGUGCUCUUUUGAAGGACCAGUUUCUAAAGCUCUCUCGUUACAGGCAAUUGAAGACUGCUGAGAACUAUACAGCAUUGCACCAGGACAUCCUUAUUUCCCUAGCAGAAGAAGACCUUCAUGAAGCUGGGAGACUUUUCUAUUUGUCAGUCCCUCCAUUUGCUUAUGCCGAUAUUGCUCGGAAUAUUAAUGCCAGCUGCCGUCCACCCCCUGGAGCAUGGCUACGUGUGGUGUUGGAGAAGCCCUUUGGGCAUGACUAUGAGUCUGCUAAGAAGCUGGCCAGUGAUAUGCAAACCUUCUUCCAAGAAGAAGAGAUCUAUCGGGUAGAUCAUUAUCUAGGAAAACAGACAAUUGAACAGAUUCUACCAUUCAGACGACGCAACCAAAAGCAUCUCGACUCAAUCUGGAACCGGCAGCAUGUGGAUAGAGUGGAAAUUGUCAUGAAGGAAACAGUUGAUGCAAAAGGCCGCACCAGUUUUUAUGAAGAAUAUGGUGUCAUACGUGAUGUUAUCCAGAAUCAUCUGACAGAAAUUUUGACCUCUGUUGCCAUGGAAGUGCCAAAUAAUCUUACCAGCUCCGAUGAUGUCCUGAGAGCCAAGUUGGAGUUAUUGGAUUCUCUGCACCCCCUGGAAGGCAGCAGUGCUGUCAUUGGUCAAUACCAAAACUAUGCGCAACAGGUCAGAGAGGAGCUAGAAAAACCUCCACAUUUUUUCACCAAAACACAGACAUUUGCAAGUGUCGUUAUCUAUAUUGACAACAUGCGGUGGGAAGGAGUGCCCUUUCUUUUGGUAUCUGGCAAAGAUUUGGAUGAGAGGACUUCAUAUGUCAGAGUUGUGUUUAAAGACCAGGCCUUCUGCCUGCAAAAAGAUUCAGCCCGGGACACAGUGAAAGAUCCAUGCAAGCCCAGGCAGGUUGUAUUCCACAUCGGACAUGGAGAGCUUGGCUUUCCGGCAGUGCUAGUAAGUCGAAAUUUAUUCAAACCAAGCCUUGUCCCCAGCCAGUGGCAAGAAGCUCCUGAAGUCCCGAAUGCCUUGUCUUUGUUUGGGCAACCUUUAUCUGAUUAUUAUGUGUACCGUCCAAUUCAAGAAAGAGAGGCUUACUCCAUACUAAUCUCAAAUAUUUAUCGGGGUAAGAAGGAAUCCUUCAUCACAACAAACAAUCUGCUGGCUUCCUGGAAGUUCUGGACUCCCAUCUUGGAGGAGCUGGAGAGAACUUCACCAAGAGUCUAUCCAGGAGGGUCCGAGACCAGUAAUUUGCUAGACUUUGUAAUAGAACAUGGUGGGCUACGUUUUCUGACAGAUGAAAACUUACAGAUAAUGGGCAUGGAGCAAAAUACAAAUGCAUUUGCUUCAACACAGUCUAAAUUCCUCGGGAGCACUAUGGUGUCUAACUGGGCUGAACAACUGAUAGAGAAACUAGCACAGGACAUACAAAGAGCAGCGGAAGAAGCCGUGAAGAGCUCAGGCAGUUUCCAUCUGGCUCUCUCUGGGGGUUCCAGCCCUAUCGCUUUAUUUCAGAGAUUGUCCAGGCACCAUCAUGGCUUUCCUUGGAAACACACUCAUUUGUGGAUGGUGGAUGAACGCUGUGUGCCAUUUACUGAUAUUGAGUCCAACUUUGGUAGCCUUGAAAGACAUCUGUUGCAGCAUGUCAGAGUCCCUUAUGUAAAUGUCCACCCAAUGCCUGUACAUAGGAACCAAAGAGUCUGUGCUGAGGAAGAUAUGGGUACUCAGGUCUACGCUCAGGAUAUCUCUGCCCUGGUCAGCAAUUCAAGCUUUGAUCUUGUACUAUUAGGGCUGGGUAAUGAUGGCCAUACUGCUUCCAUCUUCCCUGGCUCCCAGAAUGGGAUCACAGGAGAUGACUUGGUGGUAUUUUCAAGAAGUCCAAUAAAGCCCCAUGAUCGGAUGAGCCUUAGCCUUCCACUCAUUAAUAAAGCCAGAAAAGUCGCUGUUCUAGUUCUAGGUAAAGGGAAGCAUGAUAUUACAACUCUUAUUAGCAGAGCAGAAAGCAAUCCCAAUAAAUGGCCCAUCUUUGGAAUAAAACCAGCAUCUGGGCAGUUGGUAUGGUACAUUGAUUAUGAGACUUUGUUUAGGUAAACCAAAAAAAAGACAAUGUUCACGAAGUGCCUUUUUUUUUUUUUUCUUGAAGGGCUACACCACCAAAAAAAAGCUUUUUAGUGUUUGACAGAUGCCAGAGGGUGCAAUCGCCAUUUAUUUUGGGGACUGAAAUAUUGCAAUGUCUACUUCAUUUCAAAGUCUGCUCAUUUUUACAGCUAUAGGGCCCAUGUCACUCUAUUAAUCCUUUGUCAGCGACAGGAUUGCAAGCUGUCCAUUCACAUAUAGAUUUCUUUCAUUCAGCCUGGGGGCUGAACGGAAAAUCUAACCAGUGCCUGCAUUCAUGUUGGCAGCACAGAGACAAAUUCCCCCUCUGGGUUAUUGUAUUUUGACUGCUGGCGCAUUGCCGGAAUACCCAAACGGUGCUGCAUCUGAUUGGAUGCAGGUGCUGUUGGCCCAACAAAUGACUGGGUAUUCUGACAGGCAGUAGUUAAUUGACUUUUGUUAAAUCGAGCCGUGUCUGCAUGGCCAUACACUACCCAAAUUUAGUCUGAGCCUGCAUAAAUUGCCCAAAAUUCAAUCAGUCUGUGGCCGGCUUAAAGUGAUUGUAAAGGUUUUUUUUCUUUUGUUAUAAAAAAAA